AUGAAGACCCUUGCCCUACUUCCCGGGCUCAUUCUCGCCGCUGCCGCUCUUCCACAUAAGGAUUUAGACCUCCAGUCUAGCCUCCUCACCGAUCCAACAAAGAUAGCUGGAAGAACUUUUGACUAUGUUGUUGCUGGCGGAGGCUUGACUGGUUUGACUGUUGCAGCCCGACUCACUGAAAACCCCAACAUCACGGUCCUCGUUAUAGAAAGCGGUUUCUACGAAUCGAACAAAGGCCCCAUCAUUGAAGACCUCAACGAAUACGGCGAUGCCUUUGGUACUUCCGCCGAUCACAGUUUCCAAACAGUUCCGCUUGCGAUUCACAACCGGACUGAGCUCAUUAGAUCAGGAAAUGGGCUGGGGGGAUCAACUUUGGUGAAUGGAGGUUCCUGGACACGCCCACACAAAGCACAGCUUGAUUCUUGGGAAAGUGUGUUUGGCAUGGAUGGAUGGAAUUGGGACAGUCUGCUUCCGUACAUGAAGAAGAUCGAAAAAGCCCGUUCCCCGAGCCCUGAGCAGAUUGCUGCCGGACACCACUUUGAUGCCAGUUGUCAUGGCAUGAAUGGCACUGUUCAUGUUGGCGCUCGCGACACGGGAGAGAGCUUCUCUCCAAUGAUCAAAAGUCUCAUGAAUACUGGAGAGGCUUUGGGUAUUCCUGUUCAAAAGGAUCUAGGCUGUGGUAUCCCUCACGGUAUCUCGAUGCUUCCUAACAGCUUGCAUAAGGAUCAAACUCGGUCAGAUGCUGCCCGCGAGUGGCUUCUUCCGAACUACAAGCGGACAAACCUUAAGGUCUUGACUGGUCAGAUGGUGGGACGCGUGUUGUUCAACAACAACUUCUCCACCCCUAAGGCCGCUGGAGUGAACUUUGGAACCCACAAAAAUGUCAAUUUUGAUGUCUUCGCCCGACACGAGGUGCUUUUGGCCGCUGGCUCUACUGUCUCUCCACAAAUCCUUGAGCAUUCCGGCAUUGGCUUGAAGUCUGCCCUCGAUAAGGUUGGCAUCGAUCAGCUUGUUGACCUGCCAGUAGGUCUCAACCUUCAAGACCAAACUACCACGACUGUCCGAUCUAGUAUCAAAGCAAGUGGCGAGGGUCAAGGCCAGGCUGCCUAUUUUGCAACCUUCAACGAAACUUUCGGAGACGAUGCCCCUCGUGCUCAUCAUCUCCUCAACACCAAGCUUGAGGAAUGGGCAAAAGAUGUUGUCUCCCGUGGUGGCUUCCACAAUGAAACUGCACUCCUGGUCCAAUAUCAGAACUACCGUGACUGGAUUCUCAGCACAGAUGUCUCCUUUUCCGAGCUUUUCCUUGAUACUGCUGGCAAGCUAAGCUUUGACCUAUGGGAUCUGCUUCCUUUCACACGCGGAUAUGUGCACAUCAUGGACCGUGACCCCUAUCUGCGUCGCUUUGCAUACGAUCCCCAGUACUUCCUAAAUGAACUUGACCUCCUCGGACAAGCAGCUGCCUCAAAGCUGGCUCGUGAUCUUUCCAACACGGGUGAAAUGACCCAAUACUUUGACGGAGAGACUAUUCCUGGAAACAACCUAGCGUACAAUGCUACUCUCGACGACUGGGUGGACUAUGUCAAGCAGAACUUCCGUGCCAACUAUCACGGUGUUGGUACAUGUUCCAUGAUGACGAAAGAGCUAGGUGGUGUCGUGGACGCGGCCGCCCGUGUCUAUGAUGUUGAGGGCCUUCGUGUCAUCGAUGGCUCAAUCCCUCCAACGCAGUUAUCCUCUCAUGUCAUGACCGUCUUUUAUGGGAUGGCUGAGAAGAUCUCCGAGGUUAUUCUUUCUGACUAUCAUGCUCACUCUGAGUGA
Penicillium canescens is the source of this 1815-nucleotide messenger RNA. RefSeq names its product GMC family oxidoreductase. The record is from RefSeq and is a predicted model, not a curated record. Gene Ontology annotation, molecular function: flavin adenine dinucleotide binding; oxidoreductase activity, acting on CH-OH group of donors. The coding region runs from base 1 to 1815 and encodes 604 amino acids. The transcript has a single exon. Lineage: Eukaryota; Fungi; Ascomycota; Eurotiomycetes; Eurotiales; Aspergillaceae.